CCAUUAUCUCCUCUGUGAAAGAGAGUAGUGGAGAAGACGUUCAUUGAAUCAAUUUAAUUUGUUUUAUGGUGAGGGAAUAGUGGAGGAGAACACAUGCAUGUAUUCCUUCUUUUCUCUUAUUCUCUCUUCUGCAGCAUUCUCUUCUCCACAAAAUUCACACCUUUAACAAUCUUCUACCCUAAUGGAUUCAUCAUCACCAGAACAACCCCGUAAGAGGAAACACAAGCUGCCGCAAAAAUCAAUUUUUCUAUACUUCUCCUUCUUCCUCUUCAUCUUCUUCUUCUGCUCUUCACACCACUCCUUUUACUCUCACCCCUCCCUUCCUUCAUCCACUCUCACCCUCCCCACACCCCUCCACGUCCACCACCGUAUUCUCUUCCCCGAUCACCUCCUUCUCACGCUCUCCAACACCAAAACCAUCCCUUCUCACCUACUCCACUGCGUCUACUUCCUCAACGCCUCACCCAAUCCGCUUCUGCUCCCCCUUCUCUCCACCGACCGCUACGAUCAAUUCCGCUCCAUAGCGCGCUGUCCGCUUCCCCCUACAAAUUUCUCCGCCGUCGAUUUGACAUGGCGCGGCAUGGACCACCACCUCCCGCUGAGAGCCACGCCUCACAAUUGGGACAAGUUAGUGUACGAGGCCCUUCUCGACAACGACACCGUGGUGGUGUUCGCCAAAGGGCUAAACCUCCGUCCCCACAGGGUUUCCGACGCGACCUUGUUCCGGUGCCACUUCGGGCUUCCAAACGGCGCGUUUUUGUUAACCACGAACGCGGUCUCGGCGGCUCAGGAAGUCGUGCGGUGCGCGUUGCCGCAGAGUAUUCGGAACAGCCCCGAGAAGGGUCGAGGAAUAAGCGUGAGCGUGAGUCACGUGCGGGGCGAGGGUGUCAUACCCUCCGUGGCGAGAAUAGGCGGGUGUGAGAAAACGGGCGGAGUGAAGGAGAAGAUGUUGGAACUGUGCGCGUGCACGAUGGUGUGGAACCAGGCACGUGCGAUGCGCGAGUGGGUUAUGUACCACGCGUGGCUGGGCGUGGAGCGGUGGUUCAUUUACGACAACAACAGUGACGAUGAGAUCGAUGAGGUGGUAAGAGAGCUUGAGGAAAAAGGUUACGAUAUCAGCAGAGUGACAUGGCCUUGGGUUAAAAGCCAAGAAGCAGGGUUUUCUCAUUGUGUGGUGAGGGCGAAAGAGCAAUGCAAGUGGGUGGGGUUCUUCGACGUGGAUGAGUUUUUCUACUUGAAGGAUAUGCGACGGAAUGGUCUGAGAUCAAUGGUGGGAAAUUUCUCGUCUUGGAACUCGGUUGCGGAGAUUAGGACAGGGUGUCAUAAUUUCGGUCCUUCCGGAUUAACGACGCACCCUAACAGAGGAGUGGGAGUAGGGUACACCUGCCGGCUUAGGACUCCCGAAAGGCACAAGUCAAUUGUACGGCCUGAUUUGGUCGAUGUUAGUCUUCUGAAUGUGGUGCAUCAUUUUGAGGUGAGGGAAGGGUUUGAAGCCAUAAACGUUCCUCUGUCUGUUGCGGUUAUAAAUCACUAUAAGUACCAAGUGUGGGAGACGUUUAAGGCUAAGUUCUUGAGAAGGGUUGCUACGUAUGUGGUGGAUUGGAAGGAGGAAGUGAACAUUGGAUCGAAGGACAGAGUCCCUGGACUUGGAACCCAACCAAUUGAACCAGGUGAUUGGGGGUUCAGAUUUUGUGAGGUUUGGGACACUCGUCUCAGGGACUUUCUACUCUCUAAUUUUUCUCAUCCCCAAACAGGAUUCUUGCCCUGGGAAACCCCUUCUCCGUAGUCUCUACACAUAUUUUCUUCUUACUUAAUUAUUGUUACAGGAUCAUGACACGUGGAAUAUAAGAUUAGAUUAGUGGAUAACCACUUUGUGAACUCCAUCUUCUGGAUGCAGCAAACAAAAAAUAUACAAAGAUUAGUUUGGUAUAGGAUGAGGAAUUCAGUUAUACCAUAGACACUCACCUAUUGUACUUUUGUAAUCUCAUGUUUAUUGGAAAACUCUCCAAUCA
Molecule: messenger RNA, 2012 nt
Organism: Vigna angularis (adzuki bean)
Lineage: Eukaryota; Viridiplantae; Streptophyta; Magnoliopsida; Fabales; Fabaceae
Product: glycosyltransferase family 92 protein RCOM_0530710
Exons: 1
Coding region: 182-1786 (534 amino acids)
Source: RefSeq, a predicted model, not a curated record